Messenger RNA from Ostertagia ostertagi, 1089 nucleotides. The record is from the annotation of a GenBank genome assembly. NCBI's taxonomy places the organism in Eukaryota, Metazoa, Nematoda, Chromadorea, Rhabditida, Trichostrongylidae.
AUGGAAGAUUACGUCAAGCUGGAAACUAGAAAUCUUGAAAAAGAGCUCCUUCACGCACAAGAAGAGGUGAAACGUAUUCAAUCGGUACCGUUGGUUAUUGGUCAGUUCUUGGAAGCUGUGGAUCAGGAUCAUGCUAUUGUUGGCAGCACAACAGGAUCCAACUACUACGUUCGCGUGCUGUCAAUAUUGGAUCGUGAACUUCUCAAACCCGGCUGCUCAGUUGCCUUGCACAAAUAUUCCAAUGCACUCGUCGAUGUUUUACCACCGGAGGCUGAUAGCUCGAUUCAGAUGUUACGUCCUGACGAGAAGCCGGAUGUUUCCUACGCUGAUAUCGGAGGUCUCGAUAUGCAGAAGCAGGAGGUGCGUGAGGCUGUUGAACUGCCACUCACCCACGGCGAGCUGUACAAGCAGAUCGGUAUUGACCCUCCACGUGGAGUCCUCAUGUAUGGUCCUCCUGGAUGUGGGAAAACUAUGCUUGCUAAAGCUGUGGCUGCCAAUACAGCUGCUUCUUUUAUAAGAGUCGUCGGUUCUGAAUUCGUUCAGAAGUAUCUCGGAGAAGGUCCCAGAAUGGUGCGUGAUGUGUUCCGUCUAGCCAAAGAAAAUGCUCCCUCUAUCAUAUUUAUUGAUGAAAUUGAUGCAAUUGCAACAAAGCGAUUUGAUGCUCAAACAGGAGCAGAUAGAGAGGUUCAAAGAAUACUGCUUGAGCUUUUGAAUCAGAUGGAUGGCUUCGAUCAAAGUACCAACGUCAAGGUGAUAAUGGCUACAAAUAGACAUGAUACGUUGGACCCUGCUCUACUGCGGCCUGGGCGACUUGACAGGAAGAUCGAAUUCCCACUUCCAGACCGGCGCCAAAAACGUCUCGUGUUUACUACGAUCACCUCAAGAAUGAACCUAUCCGAUGACGUAGAUCUCGAGGACUACGUCGCACGGCCGGAUAAGAUAUCUGGAGCUGACAUAAAUGCCAUUUGUCAAGAGGCUGGAAUGCACGCUGUUCGAGAAAAUCGUUACGUCGUACUCACAAAAGACUUUGAAAAGGCGUACAAGAAUGUGAUUAAGAAGGAUAUGAAUGAUUUUGAGUUCUACAAAUAA